UUUGAAAUAUCAUUCAUGUUAUUAAUAAUAUUUGGAGUACUCACUUUGAGUUUCAAUAUUUUUCAAAUGUUCCAGGUUGCAACAUCAGGAUAUAAUGCCGAACAAUUUUUAUCACAAUUUAUAAUUGUAUUAGCUUGUACUUUAUACAUGUUUUUAUCUAACUUCGUCGGACAAGAAAUUAUAAAUCAUAAUAAUGAAGUAUAUGGCACUGCAUAUAAUAUUUGCUGGUAUACAGCUCCUCUACAUAUACAAAAACUAAUACUGUUUUUACUACAAAGAGGUAGCAAAUCUUUUAGUCUAAACGUCGGCGGAUUGUUUGUAGCAUCUUUAGAGUGCUUUGCUACGUUGCUGAAGACAUCCGUAUCUUACUUUACCAUUAUGUAUUCAAUCCAAUAA
Messenger RNA from Cataglyphis hispanica, 396 nucleotides. RefSeq lists its product as uncharacterized. Gene Ontology annotation, cellular component: plasma membrane. The record is from RefSeq and is a predicted model, not a curated record. Bases 16 to 396 code for a protein of 126 amino acids. NCBI's taxonomy places the organism in Eukaryota, Metazoa, Arthropoda, Insecta, Hymenoptera, Formicidae. Gene Ontology annotation, molecular function: odorant binding; olfactory receptor activity. Gene Ontology annotation, biological process: detection of chemical stimulus involved in sensory perception of smell; sensory perception of smell. The transcript is spliced from 4 exons.